Loxodonta africana (African savanna elephant) is the source of this 6872-nucleotide messenger RNA. RefSeq names its product signaling lymphocytic activation molecule family member 1 (gene SLAMF1). Lineage: Eukaryota; Metazoa; Chordata; Mammalia; Proboscidea; Elephantidae. Gene Ontology annotation, cellular component: membrane; external side of plasma membrane; cell surface. The record is from RefSeq and is a predicted model, not a curated record. The transcript has 7 exons. Gene Ontology annotation, biological process: positive regulation of type II interferon production; lymphocyte activation. Gene Ontology annotation, molecular function: signaling receptor activity. Bases 147 to 1160 code for a protein of 337 amino acids.
CAGAAAAAGUCCCUCUGAGACAGGAAGCUGCUGCAUAGCCUUGCUGGCAGAGGCAGCGCUGUCUGACAUGUAGAUCUUCUGCCCUGGUGUGUCUGUAAGCAGCUGCCGGACUCCUGGCAAGCUCCCUUUUCUCUCCUUCCUGACUGAUGGAUUCCAAGGGGCUCCUCUCGUUGAACCUCCUGCUAUUGCUUUCUCUGGCUUCUGAGCUGAGCUGCGGAACAGGUGGACACUCAAUGGACUGCCCCAAGAUUAUCCAGAGGUUGGGAAGCAAAUUGAUGCUGCCCCUGACGUACAAAGGGAUAAAUAAAAGCAUGAGCGAGAGCAUCCGCAUUGUUGUCACAAUGGAAACAUCGCUUGGAAGCAUCUUCAAGAAAAAAAUAGUGUCUCUUGAUCCAUCUGAAAGGAGCUCUCCACCCAAUCUAGAAGACCGCUAUAAAUUUCACCUGGAAAGCCUGAGCCUGGAGAUCCUGAAAAGCAGGAAAGAGGAUGAAGGCUGGUACUCUAUGACUACGGAGCAAAACCAUUCGGUCCAGCAGUUUUGCCUGGAGCUGAGGCUUUAUGAGGAGGUCUCCACUCCAGAAAUUAAGGUGUUAAACUGGACGCAGGAGACUGGGAACUGCAGCUUGCUGCUGGCCUGUACAGUCGAGAAGGGGGACCAUGUGGUUUACAGCUGGAGCAAGGAGAUGGACGUCCACCCACUGAGCCUGGCCAACAGCUCUCACCUCCUGUACCUCACCCUUGGCCCUCAGCAUGUCAACAACAUGUACAUCUGCACCGUGAGUAACCCCGUCAGCAACCGCUCCCAGAUCUUCAUCCCGGGGCCCAGUUGCGGGCCUAAUCCUUCAGAAUCAAAACCAUGGGAGCUGUAUGCUUGGUUGUCCUUAGGGGCCAUUGUUUGUGUUGUGAUUGUCAAUUUGAUAAUACUACUGUUGCGAAGAAGAGGUAAAGCAGACCAUGUCCAGCCAACCGUGGAAGCAAAAAGCCUUACUAUCUACGCCCAAGUACAGAACUCAGGUACUGUUCAGAAGAAGCCUGACUUCCCACCAGCUGAGGACCCCUGCACCACCAUUUACGUUGCUGCCACAAAGCCUGUCCCAGAGCCUGUCCAGGAACCAAACUCCAUCACAGUCUAUGCCAGUGUGACCCUUCCGGAGAGCUGACACCACAGACCCAGGGAAGGGACUUUCUGAAGGAAUAUGAAAGAACCAAAAUAAACACGGAGCUGGGCCACAGGCCCCAGGUUCCCUGUGGCACUCUACACGUCUGUACCCUUCUCAGAUCAAAUCCUUGGCAAUGUUUCUUCCACAACCACCUGUGAAAUGGACACAGAAGUGAGGCUUCCCAAGUAUGUAGCCUGCUCUGUGUGGGCACAGGCAUGGAACAGAGCGACUUGCCACAGCUUUCCACCUCUGUGGUGCAGCAGAUGAAAUGAUUAGCUUGAGUCCAGUGAGUCCAGACUUCUGUGCAUCUUGCUCUUUGCUGGGACUGGAGAAUAAAAGCCAAAGACAGAAAGCCAGAACAUAUAUGACCUAUCCCAGGCAGCUGCCCACCAGCCACUGAAUCUGAAAAAGUUUACAUUUAGCUGCUGUGGUUUGUUCUGGAAGACGAUCUGAUCACCGUGCAGACCUGAUCCAGGCUCUGGGCCUGUUUCUCUCUCUCUGGAUGGGCAACGAAGGGUGAAUUCCUUAUUACGUGUAAAACACUCUGAGAUUAUUGUAUAAAAGAAGCUAAAAGGGUCGGUAUUUUAUUUGCAAAACUCAAAAGGUAAGGAGUCAAUAAACAGAAAGACUUUGAGGUCUCUGAGCUUUGAAUAAUGGAAUGACAACCAUCUGAGAGCCUUAAAAGUAUGAUUCUGUGCAAAUGACAUUCAGAUUUAAAGACAAGUGGCAAGUGUUUAGGGGUAUGUGUUACAAAGGAACCUGGGAUUCUCAGAAGAACUUAUCUCAGGGAGAUUUUUCAUUUCCGGAAAGAGAUUUUUUAAAUCCUAGUUCUCUGUGUAUUCCCCUGAACAACAAACCUGGAGCUUCAGGGACAAGUCUCUCUAACCCAAUUCUGAGCUCACUUUCAGAUCUAAGGUUCAAUGAUACUGAAGGCCAGGGUCUGUACCAGGUACCUUCUGUUUCCUGCAUAGCUGUCCUCGUGCUAAUUUCAUCUUGAAGUAGAAAAUGAAGGUAUUUUGGCUUUAAAUGACUGAACCCUCAGUAACUUGGAUUGCAGGUUGGAGGCAGAAAGAACCUCUUUUGGCAAAGUCCUAUUUUCUUCCUAUUCUCUGCUCAGCCCCGAACCAAAUCCAUUGCCGUCGAGUCCACCCUGACUCUCCUUAAUAUAAGCUUCUCUUUUUCUUGUAGGUUCUCGUAUACAGUUAUGAAGCACUUUAAGAAAUAACCAACUAUUUCACAGUUGCAUAGCAAGGGUCACCAAUUUCCCAGCCUGGAACUCUGAGUUCCUGAUUGCUUUUUGCCUUACCUCCUCUAUUCUGUCCCUUCCCAUUUAGGUGCUGUUGCUUGGUGGGUCCCAUUUCCUAGUACGAACUUCUGUACUAGGGUUCUUAGUUGCAAGCAACAGAAACUGACUCUGGAAUUAUUUUUAUAGGAAUUCUACCGAAAAGGUAUUGGUUGGCUCAGAGAAUCGCUAGGAAGUUCUGCAAAACUAUACUUUGAAAAUGGGCAAGAAAGGGGGACACUAGGAUGUGGCUAGGAUUAUAGCUAAAAGUCACAAAGCCUGUCCAGGGAUGAUGAUUCUGGGCCUCACAGUUUCACUGUCACUGCCCCACCCCCAGCACUAGGCACUGGACACCACUGCCUCACCGCCCCCACUGGGCUUGGAAACUCAAUAUUACAGUUGCUGUCGCACUGUCAGCCACCAAAAUGAGCUCUCCAGAGUCCCUCUUCCAUCUUGCCAUCUCUAGCUUCUAAUUAAAAGUCUGGGACCAGUUGGCCAAACCUAGGUCACAUGUUCAUGCGCACCUCCAAGGGAGGCUGGGAAUUGAAACUUGGCAUUUUCCACUUUCGCAGUGGUUGGUGGGCUCUGCCUCUUAUGAGUUAGGGAGUUCCCCAAACAUAGGACGGGAGCUUCAGAUAGGGACAGCCAAAAAAAUCAAAAAAAUGAUAAAUGUCCAUUAUACCAUCCUUUUUAUAACCUUAGGCUCGUUAGCUGUCUAUACUCAAGAACUGUACAGCUACUAACUGGCCUUCGUGAAUCCUGGGUUGUGAGCACUCACUCCUUUACGGCAGCUCCGAUUGGCUCUAGCAGCUCAGUUCCCAACACCUGGGUUUUUCCUGUGGCUGAACUCUACCUGAUGGAAGGGCAAAAACAAAGGGAGAAAGAAGAGGCUCUCCUCUAAAAAUUCCCGAAUCCCUGGGCUCAAGUCUUCACUGGAGGUGGAGGCUGUGUUCCAGAGGAAGUCUUCUGGCCCGUCCAUCCUCCCUUGAAUGUCCGUUGAUGUUAUGUCCUGCACCCUGAGACCCCAGAUUACAAGUGGGAAGCAGAGAGCCUCCUCAGAUGCUACUCUUCCCAUCCUCCAGUUUUCUCCAAAUUGCGCUGUAGGGGAGGAGCUGAAACAUUCCUUUUCCUCAGGCUUAAAAAGAAAAUGAGUACUCUAGUGUCUAGUUUCCCUGUGCUUCUUCUCUAAUGGUUCUUUUCUUUUGACCAAGCAUAUCUGAAUUCUAGAGAACUCAGAAGGAACUGAUACCCAUUCUUGGUUUUAAAAGGGACAGACGUUCUAAAGUACAACUGGGUGUAGUCCCAGGCCUCUUUAGGACACUUACCCCAGUCACAUGCUGGGGCGUGAUUGUUAAAGGGUGCAUCCACUGUCGGAGAAACCACUAAGUAUAAUAAAUUAAUUAUGCUAAUGAAGCUUGUGUGUCUACCUCCUAGAAAUAAAUAAAAUACUGCCAGUUCACCAAAGAAGUUGUACCUUUGUUUUGUGUUUCUCAUGGAGGUAUGUGGAUAAACACCGAUUAGUUCCAUGGCCUUGUGUCUCUGUAGCUAUAGUUAUGAAAUAAUGAAGGUGGGCUGAUUGAUUUGAUGAGUGAACUGUGAGAUUUUCCUUUUCUGAGGGAGCAGGCAAGGGCUAGCUUUGUACCCCCUUCACCAAAGGCCCGGGGCCAGCCUCCGUACAAAGAGGAGAAUUCUUUCUGAAGCAUAGUUUAUUUUUUUGUCACGGCCAGAACAAACCCAUUCCCUGGAUCUCCCCAAUUUCCCCUCGUGAAGGACAGUUAGAGCACGGUUUCUCAGUAGCAGCGAUAUUGAUGUUUUAGGCUGGAUAGUUCUUUGUUGUGGGGGCCUGUUCUGUGCAAUGUAGAAUAUUUGGUAGCAUCCCUGGACUCUACUAGUUAGAUGUCAGUAGCCUAUCCCCUGCUCCAGUCCUGACAAUCAAAAAUGUCUCCAGACAUUGUCAAAUGUCCCCUGGAGUGUGAACUCAUCACUGAUUGGGAACCACUGAUCUAGACAAAAGCUGACCUCUUGGUCAGCAUGUACGAGACUAGUUAUACUUCUAAGUCUGUGGAGCAGUUCUACUCUGUAAACAUGGGAUUGCCAUGAGCCAGAGUUGACUCAGUGGCAAAAGGUUUGGCUUUGGUAUAUGGCAAGAAGCAAAUCUAUCAAAAAUCAUGUUUUGAAAGUGUCCACUUGGUCACUUAAGCAUGGCCCAACUCAUGCCAGAACGCCCAAGGAUACCUCCACCUGAGAAUCACUUGGGUGGCUUUUUAAAAAUACCGAUGUCUAAUCCCUACCUGAAACCCAGAUGAAAUCUGAGUUGAGAUCUAUAGAACCACCAACCUAGAAAGAAGCUCCAUAGUCAUACCUGAAAGAAUUUUGUGAAGAGUUCCGCGCAACAGCCACAAGAGGGUGAUGUAGCAAUAAAUUUCUCCUCACUACAGCCUCCGCACCACGUCUUUUGUACCUAAAGAAUGUGGCCUUAGUCACAGACUCCCUGAGACCUUAACUGGUUUCUAAUCAACUCAAAACACUUACAGGCUGGAGGCCCAAUGUGGAUUGAUGAGAGACUCUAAUCAAAGUCACUGCAUUGUUUAUUUCACAUAAGACUCCUAGUUCUACUCAGUGAUUUACCCAUUCGCCAAAUAGUUAUUAUGUUUUACUAUGUGUUCUGGGUUUACUAUGUGUUAGAGCUCAUAAUCCAGUGGAAGAUAUAAAGGACACAGUUAGAAUAUUGUGAAAGGUGAUUGCAUGAUUUACUGUCCAAUCUAGGACCCAUUUGAAAAUAAAAACCAAACUCAUUGCCAACAAGUCGAUUCCAAUUCAUAGCAACCCUGCAGCGCAGAGUAGAACUGCCCCAUAGGGUUUCCAAGGAGGGAAUGGUGGAUUCGAACUACAGACCUUUUGGUUAGCAGUUGUAGCUCUUUAACCUCUGCACCGCCAGGGGAUGCAACUGAUAAUUACAUCAGGUCAACUGGUGGGCAAAUCAGAAUGUGUAGUCACCUUAACGACAGACAAAGUAAGGGGUCUUCAGACGACACAUAGGAGGUGCACCCAACUCAGACUUCAGGAGUGAAGAGAGGCGAGAAGUUUACAACAGAGGAAAUGAAGUGGAAAAUAUCCAGGAGUUAGACAAAGAUGGACACUGCAACUCAGAAUCAAAAAUGUGUUGUUAGAUGCCGUCCAGUUAGUUCCUACUCAUAGAUUUUAACAUCAUUGCUUUUUAACACUUUUUUUUUGAAGUUAUACUUUAGAUGAAGGUUUACAGAACAAACUAGUUUCUCAUUAAAGAGUUAGUACAUGUACUGUUUUAUGACAUUGGUUACCAACCCCGCGACAUGUCAAAACUCUUCCUUCUCGACCCUGAGUUCCCUGUUACCAGCUUUCCUGUCCCCUUCUGACUCCUAGUCCUUGCCCCUGGGCUGGUUUUCCCCUUUAGCCUCGUUUUGUUUUAUGGGCCUGUCUAAUCUUUGAGUGAAGGAUGGACCUCGGGAAUGACUUCAUUACUGAACUAAAAGCAUGUCUGGGGGCCAUACUCUCUGGGUUUCUCCAGUCUCUGCCAGGCCAGUAAGUCUGGUCUGUUUUUGUGAGUUAGAACUUUGUUCUACAUUUUUCUCCAGCUCUGUCUGGAACCCUCUAUUGUGAUCCCUGUUAGAGCAGUCCGUGGUGGUAGCCAGGCACCAUCUAGUUAUACUGGAUUCAGUCUGGUGGAGGCCAUGGUAGACGUGGCCCAUCAGUCCUUUGAACUAAUCUUUCCCUUGUAUGUUUAGUUUUCUUCAUUCUUUCUUGCUCCCGAAGGGGUGAGACCAGUGGAAUAUCUUAGACGGCUGCUCACAGGCUUUUAAGACCCCAGACGCUACUCGCCAAAGUAGAACGUAGAACAUUUUCUUUAUAAGCUAUGUUAUGCCAGUUGAGCUAGGUGUUCCCAACAUCAUGGUCCCCAAAGCCCUCAGCCUAGCAAUUCUGUCUCUCAGGGAGUCUGGAUGUGUCUAUGGAGCUUCCAUGACCUUGCCUUGUACAAGUUGUGCUGUUUUCUCCAGUAUUAUGUAAAGUCUUGACCUUCACGAAAGUUACCACUUGCCUGCUGUCUAUUUAGUGUUUUUCCAUCUCCACCCCUCCCCUCCCUCAUAACCAUCAAAGAUUGUUUCUUUUUGUGUGUAAACAUUUUCAUGAGUUUUUACAGUAGUGGUCUCAUACAAUAUUAGUCCUUUUGUGAUUGACUUUUAUCACCCAGCAUGGUGCUAUUCAGGUUCACCCGUGUUAUGAGAUGCUUCACAGAUUCAUCGUUGUUCUUCAUCAUUGCAUAAUACUCCAUCGUGUGUAUGUACCACAGUUCGUUUAUCCAUCCGUCUGUUGACAGGCAUCUAGGCUGUUUCCAUCUUUUUUGCUAUUGUGAACAAUGCUGCAAUGGACAUGAGUGUGCAUAUGCAUAUUGG